Dryobates pubescens (Downy woodpecker) is the source of this 2204-nucleotide messenger RNA. RefSeq names its product HCLS1 binding protein 3 (gene HS1BP3). Lineage: Eukaryota; Metazoa; Chordata; Aves; Piciformes; Picidae. The record is from RefSeq and is a predicted model, not a curated record. The coding region runs from base 55 to 1197 and encodes 380 amino acids. Gene Ontology annotation, molecular function: phosphatidylinositol binding. The transcript is spliced from 7 exons.
CGGCCUCUCUGCCGGGGCGGGCGCCGAUCCAGGGCGACGCCGCUUCCCUCCGCUAUGCAGCGCAACCCAGCGCCCGCCGUGCUGGUCACCACCAGGCAAAUUCAGAAUACGCACACGGGGCUGGAUUUGUCCGUGCCGGAGUACCAGGAAAUCUGGGGGAAGAUGAUGUCUGGCCAUGUAGAAUAUCACAUUGUCGUUGUUACUCGACUGGCUGCCUUCAAAUCAGCAAAACACAAGCCUGAAGACGUAGUUCAAUUUAUGGUUUCCAAGAAGUACAGUGAGAUAGAGGAGCUCUACCACAGACUGGCAGCACGAUAUCCACAGGCUUCUCUUCCACUCUUGCCUAAAAAAGUUCUCUUUGUGGGGGAAUCUGACAUCUGUGAACGAAGAGCUAUGUUCAACGAUAUCAUGAAAUUCAUCUCAAAAGAUGAGGAUUUAGCAAGAAGUCCUGAGUUACUGGAAUUUUUAGGAACAAAAUCUACUAGUGCCACUGACUUCAAGGGUAAAAACAUUCCUGAUGACAGGGAGAACGAUGAAGAAAAUGAGGCAUUUGAUUUUUUCAAAGAGGAGAAGACACCUGACUUAAUCUCACAGCUUUCAUCAGUCAAAAAUGCCAGAAAAGGGGAAAAAGAAGAAGAGGAAGAGGAGGAAGAAGAUUUAGACCCUCUUGGUAUAAUCAAAACUAAAAAAACAAAGAAGGCAUCUGCUCCUCCAGCCAAGGAAGAGAAGCCCAAAUCAACCAUUUUUGAAGAGGAAGUAGAUCCAGAUGAAGGACUCUUCGGCCCAGAAAAAGAUUUCUCAUCAAUUGGUCCCAGGAAGAAGAUGAAAGAGAAUCUGAAAUUAUUUGAAGAUCCAGACCUCGGUGGGGUGGUAAGACUGGGUGAUUCACUACUGCUGCCAGAUGCCUGUAAGAACAUGGAGUAUGUGCUGACCACAGGUCCUGAGGAGGACACUGAGGAAUUGCUGAGAGUUGAAGAUGAUAUAGAAAAGCUCUUGAAAAUAACCUCCAACCCAAAACCUAAGGUACCAUCAAAGCCACCAGUGCCUCAGAAGCCAGCAGUUGCCCCACAGACCGCUAAUUCAACUCCGCUGACAAAGCCAAAGGAAAACAGGAUUCAGACAAUGAACGAAAUGGACAUUCUCCAGUAUAUCCAGGAAAAUGAAUCUAUCAACAACCAAGAUACAAGUCUUUUCUGAAGAUAUUUUUAAAAUGUAAUGUUGCCUUCUUGGCCCAAGCUUGCAGUGAGCUCAAGUGAUGGUAGCAAGAGCUGACCUUUACUGUCACAGUAAAGCCAUAAUAUAGAGAGCAGCAAGUUUGGCCAACAGAGACAUGAUAUUUUCAAAAUAGUGCAGGUGCAGUAUAAUGUUGCCUUCAUUGUUCAGGGGUUUAUAGGCAAUGGGGACAAACUAUAGCAUUAUAGAUUGCUGCUGCUUUAUUCUCAACAUAGUACAGUUUGGGGCAGUUUAAUCCUGACUGGACAUGAUAAGCCUGUUUGUUGCACAUGUGGCAGCUGUGAAUAGUGUCCAAGGACUAGUUUGAGGCAGGACAGGUUGCUAUUCUUGUCAUUGUAGAUACUGUAAUUCAGCUCACUGAAAAGGUCAUUUUCUUUGCAUCCUGUGCAUUUUUUGUAGCAGCCCUUUGCUCCCUGGCUGGUAUUUCAGGAAUUUUUAUUCUGGAACUGGUAAGUAUAGGCAGCAGUUCCUCAGUAGCUCAGAGAAACACUGAAAUCCCUGCUAAGCCUGGCAAUCCGCUGCCUUUGUUGUUGCACAAAUGCCAACUUGUAAGAGAACUUGUAGGGCUGCAAACACUAGAUGCUAUGCAAUUCUGGCCCCUGGGGAGAAUAGCACAUGAAUGAGGAUGGUUAAGAGUGCAGCUCCAGAUGUAUGGGAAGAUUGCAAUGUGUAGGAGGUUUAGAUGCAAUAGGACUCUUGUGAACCUACUCAAAAUUCAUAAGGGCUGUAUUUUUCCAGUUAGUGGAGAGAAAGAGAUUUCUGCAGGAGGUGAUUCAGUGCAGUUACACUAAUGAAGGAACUCUGAAUUGCUCUCUGGAGUCACUCUCUUCUUGCCUUCUUCCAGAGUUAAAAGAAAGCAGCCAUGGUGAUUGAUUCUACUAAGCUAAAAUGAGUUAUUUUGGUAAAACUAUGGCAAUGGAAGGACAAAUCUGGGAUUAUCCAGAGGGAAAAAAAAACAGGAAGAAAAUAUA